Coturnix japonica (Japanese quail) is the source of this 2984-nucleotide messenger RNA. RefSeq names its product radial spoke head 3 (gene RSPH3). Gene Ontology annotation, cellular component: cilium. NCBI's taxonomy places the organism in Eukaryota, Metazoa, Chordata, Aves, Galliformes, Phasianidae. The record is from RefSeq and is a predicted model, not a curated record.
CGCAGCGCGUUCCCCUUGUUGCCUGGACACGGUCCCUGUGCUCGUUACAGCCGUGCCGCUGUGGCAGUGGGAGCCCCUUGCCCCACCGCCAUGAUGCCCGCGCUGCCGGCGAGCUCCGCCUUGCCCUACACCUUCUGCAGCCCUCCUCGCGCCGUGCCAGCCCGCCCCAAGUACCGAGCGCCGCCCGAGACCGGCGAGCCGGUGAAGGAUCCCGCCCGCUGGGCCAACCUGAUGCACGACAGGAGGGUGGUGCGCGGCAACACGUACGGCCGUCAAGCCAUGCCGACGUGUAUCCAUCAUCCUAAUGCAUUGGAGAUUCAAAGGCAGAAAGAAGCACGGAGGAGAGCAUUGGCUAGAAAGAAAGCAGAAGUGCAAAUACAGCUAAGAACACCUGAGCCUGUGGAAGGCAGAGAGCAUGUUCAUGUGCAGACAGAGCUGUAUUUGGAAGAGAUAAGUGACCGGGUGGUAGAGGUUGAUAUGGAGUGUCAAACAGAUGAAUUUUUGGACAGACCUCCCACUCCUCUCUUCGUGCCAGCCAAAACAGGAAGAGAUGUGGAGACACAAAUAGAAGAAGGAGAGCUCUUUGAUUUUGACAUCGAAGUCAAGCCAAUCUUGGAAGUGCUGAUUGGGAAAACCAUUGAGCAAGCUUUGCUGGAAGUCAUGGAGGAAGAGGAGCUGGCCAAUCUGCGGGCACAUCAGGAAGCCUAUGCAGAACUGCGCAAUGCAGAGCUGGCUGAGGUCCAGCGCCUGGAAGAGCAAGACAGGCGAUACAGAGAGGAGAAGGAACGUUGCAAACAGCUGCAGAUGCAAAUGCUGCAGAAAGAGAAAGAGACCAUGGAGAAAAUUGCAGCUCAGACAUUUGCUAAGCGUUAUUUGAUUGAUCUUAUUCCCUCAGUCUUCAACAGUCUUCAUGAGAAUGGGUUCUUCUAUGAUCCUAUAGAAAGAGACGUUGAGAGAGAAUUCCUGCCAUGGCUGAUGACAGAAGUGGAAGAAGCACUAGAAAAGAGGAUUCUGGGAAGGGUGAUGCUUGACUCAUUGAUUCGUACGGCGACUGAAAAACGCUUAGAUGCGUUUAGCCAACCACCUCUGCCUGAUCAGACAGAGGCACCUGCUGAGGAGCACGGGCCAGCAGUCACAGGCAGAGACUGACCAACCUGCUGCUGAUGAACAGGCUUUGAGUCACACUGAUUCUCAGUUAGAGGAAGCUUAUCAAGAGUAAAUGGAGGACUCGGAAACUGACCAGCGAGCAGGCAAGUCAUCAUCCUGUCUGUUUACUGGUAUUGUGGCGUAGGCACGCUGAAGGAUGAAUUUAGUCAACACUGCAGCAUUAAAGCAUAUUUUCCAAAUGUUAAUGUUGCUGAUUUCAGGCUGAAAGAGUCAAGAGAGUUUACUGGUGUCAUGAAUGGCAGUGAAACCCUAUCCACUUCUAGAUAAUUCGACCCAUCAAAAGCCAGAGCUAUUUACAAGUGAAAAGUAAUGCUGUCCCACAUCCCACUCCAGAAAGACAUGAGAAGGAUAUUGAGAACAUCUUGGUACCUUUUGGAAGUGCUUUGAUCAUGUUUUAAGAACAAAGAUGUUCUUACUUUGUUUAUUUUGAAAGGUAACUGCUACAGCACUUAAAUUUCUUUCCACUCAUGUUAUUCGCUCCUCCCUUGACACACUUGGAUCGGCAUCUCAGCAGGCAGUAGAGUAAAGGCUGUUGUUCCUGACGCUCUUCAAGUUCUAAAGAGUUAUCUGGGAACAUCUGCCCGUGCAAAGUUUUCCUUGGCCUCCUGCUAUGGGGCUGGGUCCUGUGCUAAGCCCAGCCUUGUUUUUUUUUCUCAUCACUCUUCUUUGGUAAUCCAUUGCAUUGGUACCAGACGUGAAUUAAAAAAUGUACCUGCGCUGCCUUCCUGGCUGUUCCUGGGCCAGCUUUACAAGUGGGGCAUCCCUGCUUGUAAAAGUGCACUGCUGCAGCAACAGCAUUUCCUUGCUAGUUGUACUGGUGGAACCAGUCCCGCUUUGUCCAGGCUGCCCUGUGCUAUGUCCUUUCUGCAGUACAGAGAUUUCUGCUAACCCAACAGGCCAGAGCCAAAUCUAAGAGUGAUCUCAGGAAUGACACCUGCAGAGAUAAGCACCUGUUUCACAUCUCAUACUCUAAGGAGGAAUUUUCACUCAUGCUUGUGGCUUCAAAGGCAUACCCUGCCUGUCUUCCAGCCUGAGCUCUGACAUCCAGACUUGAUUGUGAUGUACAUGGAAAAGCUCACUUGGAUGGUCUCAUGUAUUUGCCUGUCUGUGCAGAGAGCUGAAAAUUUGAAAUAAUGAGGUGUAGCCACCAACACUCAACUUGGUGGUUUAAGGAUCAGCAGAUAUGCCUGUAUUAAACUGUAAUCUUAUAGUACAGAUUGUAGAUAGACACACAGAUGCUUUCUGAAGCUGGAGUAUUCCUCUGCUUGCUAAGUUGCUGGUAUUUCAACAUAGUGUGCUUAGCUUUUCAUCUACAAUUGAUUCCUCUAACCAUCCAGCAAAAUGCAUUGUGCAUGAAAUUAAGGUAGUCAUUACUCACUGAGUUCCUAUUUAAGUAUCUGAGAAUAAUUUACUUUUUUCCACAUGACUGGAAAUGAAAAUCAGGUUUAGGCAUUGAAGUCAGUGGGAGGUUUAUGUCAAUUUCAACAGGACCUGGAUUUUGCACUGAUUUUGUUCCCACUAUUUUGGAGAUUUUUGUCAUGACUUCUUCAAGCUAAUUUUUUCUAGGUAACUGAAGGCCGUGUGACUUGUUUCAUGAGAACUGUAAAUGAAAAUCUACUUCAAAUAUUUCAUUAUUCUGUUUAAAUAGGUUAUGGCACUAUUGUAUAUUCUUAAAUUAUUGCAACAGUCGUAUGCCUUAUAUUUUUACUUCAUUUGAAUCUAUGGUUACUAUUUAAGACUAAAUUAUUUUAUAGCUUGAUUGUUGUAUUUUUGGAAAAAAGGUUUUAAAAGAGUUUUAAUACAGUCCUCUUCUACCA